AGGCUGGGUCAGGUGACCUUGCAUUGGAGGCAGACGUUUUCCUCCUGGAGUCCAGCAUUGACCGGAUUGGCUGGCAGUGGGGGUGGAGUAGGCGGCGAAGAAGAACUGCCAUGGCCGCAGCUGCACGCGCUCGAGUCACACACUUGCUGAGGCACCUACAAAGCACAGCAUGCCAGUGCCCGACUCAUUCUCAUACUUACUCUCAAGCCCCUGGACCUUCGGGAAAGACAACAGAUUACGCCUUUGAGAUGGCUGUCUCAAAUAUUAGAUAUGGAGCAGGGGUUACAAAGGAAGUAGGCAUGGAUCUACAGAAUAUGGGAGCUAAGAAUGUUUGCUUGAUGACAGACAAGAACCUCUCCCAGCUCCCUCCUGUACAAAUAGUUCUGGAUUCCCUAUCGAAGAAUGGCAUCAGUUUUCAGGUUUAUGAUGAUGUAAGGGUGGAACCUACAGAUGGAAGCUUCAUGGAUGCAAUUGAAUUUGCCAAAAAGGGAGCCUUUGAUGCCUAUGUUGCUGUGGGUGGGGGCUCCACCAUGGACACCUGUAAAGCUGCUAAUCUGUAUGCAUCCAGCCCUCACUCUGAGUUCCUUGAUUAUGUCAAUGCCCCCAUUGGGAAGGGGAAGCCAGUAACUGUGCCUCUUAAACCUCUGAUCGCAGUUCCAACUACCUCAGGGACUGGCAGUGAGACUACCGGGGUUGCCAUUUUUGACUAUGAGCAUUUGAAAGUAAAAACUGGCAUUGCCUCACGAGCCAUCAAACCCACCCUGGGACUGGUUGAUCCCCUGCACACUCUCCACAUGCCUUGCCAGGUGGUUGCCAACAGUGGCUUCGACGUCCUUUGCCAUGCUCUGGAGUCAUACACCGCCAUUCCCUACAGCAUGCGGAGCCCCUGCCCUUCCAAUCCCAUCCAGCGACCAGCAUACCAGGGCAGCAACCCAAUCAGCGACCUCUGGGCAGUCCAUGCACUGCGGAUUGUCGCCAAAUAUCUGAAGAGGGCUGUCAGAAACCCUGACGAUCUGGAAGCAAGGUCUAAAAUGCACUUGGCAAGUGCUUUCGCUGGCAUUGGCUUCGGAAACGCUGGUGUUCACCUGUGCCAUGGCAUGUCUUACCCAAUCUCAGGUUUAGUGAAGACGUAUAAAGCCAAGGAAUACAAUGUGGAUCACCCUCUUGUGCCCCAUGGCCUUUCUGUGGUACUCACCUCUCCUGCAGUGUUCACCUUCACAGCCCAGAUGUUUCCAGAGCGGCACCUGGAGACGGCAGAAAUAUUAGGAGCCAACAUCCGCACUGCCAGGACCCAAGAUGCUGGGCCUGUGUUGGCAGAUGCACUCCGAAAAUUCCUAUUUGACCUAAAUGUUGAUGACGGUCUGGCUGCUCUUGGUUAUUCCAAGGAUGACAUUCCUUCAUUGGUGAAAGGAACACUGCCCCAGGAAAGGGUCACGAAGCUUGCCCCGCGUGCCCAGUCGGAAGAGGACUUGUCUGCUUUGUUUGAAGCAUCCAUGAAACUGUACUAAUUCACGUACUGGUGAAAAGAAUCACCACCGGCCUUCGCGACAGAAGUUACGAGUAGCAGAAGUUGGUUAGAGUUGUCCUUGUCAUCUUAUCUCCACACUUAAUUCACCUAUUACUGGUUUGAAUGUGAUGUAAUUUUAUCCUUUGGGAGAUUCCUCGGUGCUCAUUGCAUAAAACCCAUGGGCCAUAUCCCAGGGAUCAGUGUUCCUGUACCACACCCCCAUCAAAUACAUAAAUAUGCCUAUGUCCAAACACUGCAUGUCUAGAAAUUUACCCUGAAGAAUUACUAGCAUCAGUGUGCAAAAAAAAAAUAAUGCAUACUAGGAUGCACACAAGGAUGUUUCCGACAUACUUUUGAAUAGUAAAAAUUAAAACAAUCUAAAUGUUCAUUACUAAAUGAAUUCUAAUAUAGUAAAUUAUAGAAUACUGUGGUAUUAUUAAUAAAAAGGAAGUAAAACUCUUGAAAA
Messenger RNA from Mus pahari (shrew mouse), 1973 nucleotides. It is a transcript of the gene Adhfe1, whose product is annotated as alcohol dehydrogenase iron containing 1. Gene Ontology annotation, molecular function: alcohol dehydrogenase (NAD+) activity; metal ion binding. Gene Ontology annotation, cellular component: mitochondrion. The record is from RefSeq and is a predicted model, not a curated record. NCBI's taxonomy places the organism in Eukaryota, Metazoa, Chordata, Mammalia, Rodentia, Muridae. Bases 111 to 1508 code for a protein of 465 amino acids. The transcript has 14 exons.